AUGUCUUCUGUACAUCGAACAUUUGCUUACAAAUUAAGCAAGCAACUUGCUGCUGAUGUUCGUCGGCAUAUAUCAAAUUCUUCAUCAUAUUCAAGAGAACUUUCCAAGAGCGAGAGUAAUGCAAGUGGAUUUUCAUCAUCUAUUUCACUUUGCGAAGUGUAUGAACCAGUAGACUAUGAAGAUUUUCUAAACCAACAUCUGUUGAUCAUUGAACGUGAUCCAUUACGGUCAAUAUUAGAUUUUCCACCCGAUGAUGUUGAGUUAAGAGUUGUCAAGCGUACAAUUCGUACAGAAAGUCCUAUAAUUCCAUUUGAAUCUCUUGAUACAGUUAGUCCUUAUGUUCGGAGAUGUAUUGAAACUUUUGCGUCUGACUGGAUAGUUAUUCAUCGAAAAUAUCGUAGGAAAGCUUCUCCAAUUGCUCGAGAGAGACUUCUUCUAGAUACUCCUCGACAAGAUUUUGAAGUCGAUCAAGAAGAUAUUCUUUAUAAUUCUCCAAAUGAUGAAGACGAUAUAUCAAGUUCAUUGGAUACACCACGAGGUUCGUGGGCUAGUUUAGAUUUACGUCAUUCGCAGCAUGACCCUCUUUUACCUGGUUUACUUGAUCGAGUUUCACCAGAAACGAUUGAUCAAAUAAAUGAGCAAAAACGAUCAGAAGAUCGACAGGAUGCGAUAUUCCCACUUUACACUCCGCCAUCGUCUCAAGAUGAUGAGUGGCAAGAAAGUAGUCCAGCAUUAGAACCUGGUGAAUUAUUUUCUCACAAAAUACUCGUUAAAUGUCUUCAAUUGAAAUUAGAAUUAGAAGUGGAGCCAAUAUUUGCGAGUUUUGCUCUCUAUGAUGCCAAAGAAAAACGAAAACUUUCUGAAAAUUUUUACGUUGAUAUGAAUCCAGAACAUUUAAAAAGAAUGCUCGGUAGCCAUAUUGCUUAUAGCGAUGCAAGUACUCUGGCAAGAAGCUGUAUCUUUAGCAUCAGUAAACCAAGCCCUGAUUUAUUUAUAGUAGUUAGAUUGGAAAAAGUACUGCAGGGUGAUAUCUCGGAAUGUGCUGAACCUUAUUUACGUGAUGACAAAAAUAGAGAUAAGGUUAAAGUAACCGCUGCUAUCGCUUGUGAACGUUUGGGACGUUAUAGGAUGCCCUUUGCCUGGACUGCUAUCCAUUUGUCAGCCGUAAUAGGUGGUGGCAAUGGUGGUGGUUUGGAUUCUGAAAGCAAUGGUAGUGCUGGGUCUUUAGAUAGAAAAUCUGGAAGCUUGGAGCAGUGGCGUAAAAAAGUCGAACAGCCUGUUCGACGAGGUUCUUUGGAACGUAAAAGUUCUGACAAACGACGUAGCUGGUCGCCAGAUGAUUUUGCUAAUUGUUUGGAUAGUUUUCGACCUAUAACAUUGACUGUCUCUAGUUUUUUUAAACAGGAAAGUGAACGAUUGAGAGACGAAGAUCUUUAUAAAUUAUUGGUUGAAUUACGUAGACCUGGAUCUAAUUUGAAACGAUUAAAAUGCAUACCAGGUAUUCUUAAAUUGGAUUUAAGCCCAAAGCCUGAUGAAUUACCACGUUGUUUAGAUCCAGAUUUAAGGAGACUUAUACCCUAUCCAGAUGAAAAAAAUAGACCAAUUAAAGAAGUUCUUGAGUUUUCUAGUGACGUCCUUAUACCUGAGUUAACUUAUCGUAAUUUUCUUUAUAUUUACCCGAAAGAAGUUAAUUUUAGUUCAAGAACUGGAUCAGCACGUAAUAUAACUGUUAGAGUCCAAUUAAUGGGCGGUGAACAAGAAGCCGAUGCAUUAACAGCAAUAUUUGGUAGAUCAUCUUGUCCUGAAAUGACUCACGAAUGUUUUACUUCCGUUUCUUAUCAUAAUAAAAAUCCAAACUUUUAUGAUGAAAUUAAAAUACGUCUUCCUGCUGAUUUAGGCGCUCGUCAUCAUUUAUUAUUUACCUUCUAUCAUAUUAGCUGUCAGAAAAAAGUUGAGCAGCCAAAUGUCGAAACACCAAUUGCUUAUACGUGGUUGCCUCUAUUACGAGAUGGACAUCUUCAAUUUGGUGAAUUUACAUUACCUGCUAUGCUCGAUCCUCCACCGUCUAAUUAUUCUUACAUAGCACCUGAUGUGCUAUUACCUGGAACUAGAUGGGUUGAUGCUCAUCGUGGGGUAUUUAAUAUUAUUAUUGAACCAGUUUCAAGCGUACAUCCUCAAGAUAAAUAUAUUGAUAGAUUUUUAUCUCUCUGUGGUUAUUUAGAAACGGGACAAGUACCUCCAAGAAUCGGAGAAACUGGAAUGGAAAUAGAAUUGAGAUCAUCGUUACUAGAAUUAUCUCGAACAUCAAACUCAGCUUUAGUACGUUCUCUUCCUCAGUUACUCGAUCAAUUAAUAUCAUAUUUAGUGCUACCUCCAACAUUACCGUCAUGUCCAAUAAAUAUUGCCGCGGCAUUAUUUGAAGCGAUAGGCCUUCUAGCAAAAAAUAUAACAAAUUUACCAGACGGCCAGAUUGAUGUUCACGGUAGGCACACUCUUUUAGCCACGUAUGCUGCAUAUCAAUGCUCUCUACCACGAAUGACAUCAUCACCGAGAGUUGCUCGUUCACGGAGUAAUCCAGAUUUAUCAGUUGAAGAUUUAGAAAUGGAAAUGCAUGCUCGUGGUUUAGAUCGUACCGCAUCAAUGCGUCAAGAAUCGCCAUUAAUAAACUGUCCAUUAAUCAGGAGAUUACUUCACGAGGAAUUAGCAUUACAUUGGGUUGUUUCAACUGGACAAGCUCGUGAAUUGGCGAUAAUUCAUUCAUGGUUUUUUUUUGAACUCAUGGUCAGAUCAAUGGUAACGCAUUUAUAUGAAACUGGUAAUUUAGAUGCUCCGCGAAAAAUAAGAUUUUCACCGCAAUAUUGUGAUGAUAUUUCUACUUUAGUUGAUGUUUUAACAAAUGAAGUGAUAAAUAGAUAUAUUAAAGAUCUUAAAACAGCAUACAAUUUAAUAUUUAGCUUGGCAAAUUUUUUAUCAGACUUACUAUCGAUUAUGGAUCGUGGAUUCGUGCUCUCAUUAGUCCGAACAGCAUGUUGUUUAUUAUCUGAUGCAACAAUUCACGUUCCUGAUUCAACUACACUGUUUUCACUUAAAAUGGAUUUUAUCAGAACAGUAUGCUCUCACGAACAUUAUGUCGCAUUAAAUCUUCCAUUUGGUACUGGUUAUACUUCUGGAUCAGCACCAGCAUCUCCAAGUCCUUCUGUUAGUAGCAGCACUGGAAGUCUUAUUUCUACACUGGUACCUGGUAAUUGUGCUAGAUUUGCAGAAUUGAGUCAAGAAUUUCGUCAGCAGCAUUUUCUUGUAGGUUUAAUAUUAUUAGAUUUAUCAACAACUCUUGAAAUACCAAAUCCAGUGUUACAAAGUAAAGCUAUAGGUUCUGUAAGAUAUCUAAUGACUUGUCAUGAUAAAGAUCCAAGAUAUUCAGAUCCAUCAGCAAAAGCUCGUGUAGCUGUUUUAUAUCUUCCAUUAUUAAAUAUUAUUAUGGACUCAUUACCACAACUUUAUCAAUGGGAUUCAAAAAAUAAAAGUUUAUAUCCUAAUGACUCAAAUUCAAUUACACAGUCAGUAGCGCUUGCUAUUGCCGGUGGUAAUUCAGCGGAUGUUUCUAGUCUUUACUGUCGAGUAUCUUUGAGCUCAGAAACAACACGACAUUUACUUAUGUGUUUUUUGUGGGUUUUAAAAGGAUUGGAGCGCAGUGUUCUCACUCAGUGGUGUUCUGAGUUAAAUUCAAGACGAGUUUUAUGUCUGCUACAUGUACUUAAUAUUUGCAUUGCUGCAUUUGAAUACAAAGGUAAAAAAGCUAUGAAAAGAGUACCACAACAAGUUGCUGCGUCAGGUGAUAUUCGUUCAAGAUUAGAGGACGUGAUACUUGGUCAGGGUAGUGCAAGAAGUGAAAUGAUGUUACGACGUAAGGAACGAAUUAUUGGUGAUAAGCUCAGAUGGAGGAAAGAUCAAAUGGCGUAUAGAACCAAUGAGCCAGCUGAAGAACGAGUUGUUGAACAAGAUGCUCAUAUCGAAGGUGCUUUAGCAGCUGAGGCUUCUCUCAUUGUACUUGAUACUUUAGAAGUUAUUGUUCAAGCUGAUUGUGCUGGUGGUGCAAUUAAUGGUGUGUUAAAGGUACUUUUGAGAGCUUUACAAAGAAACCAAAGUACCUCUGUACUCCAACAUAUGUUUAAUACUCAACGCGCACUUGUUGUUAAAUAUCACAGUGCAUUUUUUGACGACGGAAGCGAAAGAUGUGGUAAUCUUUGCUUAACGUUACUAACUCGGUGUAGUUCACCAUUAAGUGCAAUUCGGAGUCAUGCAGCUGCCAGUUUGUAUCUUCUUAUGAGACAAAAUUUUGAAGUUGGAAAUAAUUUUGCUAGAGUUAAAAUGCAAAUGACAACGUCAUUGUCGACACUUGUUGGCCGUGGACGUGGACCUAGUGAAGGUGCGCUACGCCGAGCUUUGAAAACUGUUUUAGUUUACGCUGAAAGAGAUACUGAAUUAGCGAAUACCAGUUUUCCUGAGCAGGUUAAAGAUUUAUUAUUCAAUUUACAUAUGAUACUCUCAGAUACCGUUAAAAUGAAAGAGUUUCAAGAAGAUCCAGAAAUGUUAUUAGAUUUAAUGUAUCGUAUUGCUAAAGGCUACCAAAGCUCACCAGAUUUACGUCUAACUUGGCUAGCAAAUAUGGCGCAACAACACAUGGAACGUAAAAAUCAUACAGAAGCGGCAAUGUGUUUGGUUCAUAGUGCUGCACUUGUUGCCGAAUAUCUUCACCUGCUAGAACCAGGCAGUGGCGGUCGGCCUAUAGGGGCAGUUGCUUUAAGUUCUGUUUCUACUAAUGUACUAGAGGAGAGUGCAGUUGGAGAUGAUGUUCUAGCGCGGAGAGAAGAAGGAUUAUGCCUUGGGCCCGAUUUCUCAGAAAGUGGACUUGCUGGGUUACUGGAGCAUGCCGCUAGUUCUUUUUUCGCUGCUGGAAUGUAUGAAGCUAUCCCUCAUGUUUAUCGUGUACUGCUUCCGAUUGCAGAAACUGCAUAUGAUUACAAAAAAUUGGCCAAUAUUCAUGGCAAACUCCAUGAAGCUUACGCGAGAAUUGAUCAACUGUCAGGUAAACGUGUAUUUGGAACUUACUUCAGAGUUGGUUUUUACGGUAGCAAAUUCGGCGAUCUUGAUGGUGAAGAAUUUGUUUAUAAAGAACCGACUCUUACGAAGCUUCCUGAAAUAUUUUCAAGACUUGAAAAUUUUUACAUCGAACGAUUUAGUGUUGACAAUGUUGUCAUAAUAAAAGAUUCUAAUCCAGUAGAUGUUAGUAAAUUGGAUUCUGAUAAAGCAUAUGUUCAAAUUACUUAUGUAGAGCCAUAUUUUGAAGCAUAUGAGUUGAGACACAGACCAACAAUUUUUCAUAGGAACUUUAAUAUAAAACGAUUUAUUUACGCAACACCUUUUACUACAAGUGGAAAAGCUCAUGGUGAACUCAAGGAACAAUGCAAAAGAAAAACAAUUUUGACAGUUGCCACGUAUUUUCCAUACCUCAAAACACGUAUACGAGUUGUGGCUCGAAAGCAAAUUGUACUUAGUCCUAUUGAAGUCGCAAUUGAAGAUAUUCAGAAAAAAACUGUUGAGCUGGCUACUGCUACAAAUCAAGAUCCACCAGAUCCAAAAAUAUUACAAAUGGUACUUCAAGGUUGUAUUGGUACAACUGUUAAUCAAGGACCAGCAGAAGUUGCUAAUGUAUUUCUCUCAAAUAUAAGAGAAUCAAACGUACAUCCUUCAAGAUUUCAACAUAAGUUACGGCUUUGUUUUAAAGAUUUUACAAAAAAAUGUUUAGACGCAUUACGUAAAAACAAAAAUCUUAUUGGUCCUGAUCAACGUGAUUAUCAACGUGAAUUAGAAAGAAAUUAUCAACGUUUAACUGAAAAGUUAGCGCCUCUUAUUACUUGGAGCGGGUCUCCUCCGAUGAAUCAAGAAUCUCCAUCAUUAACAUCUUUACUCUGGUAG
This is a messenger RNA of Cotesia congregata, 5976 nucleotides long. The record is from the annotation of a GenBank genome assembly. NCBI's taxonomy places the organism in Eukaryota, Metazoa, Arthropoda, Insecta, Hymenoptera, Braconidae.